Molecule: messenger RNA, 3389 nt
Organism: Clupea harengus (Atlantic herring)
Lineage: Eukaryota; Metazoa; Chordata; Actinopteri; Clupeiformes; Clupeidae
Gene: cfi
Product: complement factor I-like
Exons: 18
Coding region: 178-3075 (965 amino acids)
Biological process (GO): proteolysis
Cellular component (GO): membrane
Molecular function (GO): serine-type endopeptidase activity; protein binding
Source: RefSeq, a predicted model, not a curated record
ACCUGAUGAGGCACCUCUAUCGGGGAGUUUGUCUCAGGAUGUCUGUUUCAUGCCCACCAAGUGUGUGUGUCUGAGUGUGUGUGUGUGUGUGUCUGAGUGUUUGCUUGUUUGUUUCUCCUACUUCUUCUCGCUCUCACAGCCGGAGUGUGUAAGUGACGGGUUUCUCCUCCAGCGUCUAUGCCUGUGUGUUGGUGUGUUAUGGACACAAAGGCAAGAAUGAAACUUCACAUGGGAACUACAUUGCUGGUGCUCCUACUCACCCAAAACACACACUUGCUCCCCUCAGAUGGCUCUGGAGCGCAGGUGAAGACCAGCCCAGCAGACCAACCCUCACCUGGUUCACACCUGGACCUGGAGUGUAGGGAAAAGGGUUACACACACAUGUCGUGCAGCAAGGUCUCCUGUCCUGAAGGACUUCGCUGUAUUCCGAAUGACCCAGACUGCACGUGUAACGUGGCAAAUAAGUGCCCGCCGGGCAAGGAGGUGUGCGGCCAUGAUAGGAGGAUGUACCGUAACCGGUGCCAGGCCGUGGCAGCCACCUGCAGGGACUCGUCGAACACCCCUGUCUUCUCUCACCUGGGAACCAAUUGCACUGACAGUGUCUUCAGGACAUCUCUAAAGACAGACAAACAGGUGAUCCAGGUGUGGCUGCCCAACAAUUCUACAAGUGCACUGAUAUGUCACACGGGACGGAAUAUUGCUGCUGUCAAUGUUCUGUGUCGUCAAAUGAAUCGCAACUGGGCAGAAUCUGCAGACUAUGUGAAGUACUCUGAUGUUCCGAGAGAGAACGUCGAUCUCCCAGAUGAGUGUGUUCAUGUCUUCUGUAAAGGACAUGAGUACUCUCUGGCUGAGUGUAAAAUGUACCAUCCGAAAAAACUUAAACCUGACAGCCGCAUCACAAUGGCCAAGUGUUACAGUGGUAAUUCGGACAGCCAAGCUCAAAACACAUGCGAGUUCGCGUGUGAAAACGGAAAGUGCGUGAAGUCAAAAAACACAUGUGAUGGAAUCGACCACUGUGGAGACGGCAGCGACGAGAUUUGUUGCAAAGGUUGUCGAGCUGGGGCUUUCCAUUGCAAGUCCAAUAUGUGUAUCUCUCACCUCGCUCAUAAUGAUGGAGUCCCAGACUGUCUGGAUGAAGAUGAUGAGGAUGAAGAUGAUGAGAAGGAAAAAAAGGACCCAGACCUCCCUCCCAGGACCAAACCCAUACCCGCACCCACCUCCACACCUCACCCCACUACCCUGGCACCUGCUCCGACAACUAACCCCACCACGACCACCCCCAUCCCGACCACCAAAGCCAUUCUCACGGAUGACUACCUGGGACCCCUGCAAUGUUUGAAGCAGAAGUUCACUCAGCGGUUGUGUCUGAAGGCGUUUUGCCCCCCCUGGAUGCGCUGUGUCGACGGCAGGUGUGUGUGCAAGGUGCCCUACAUGUGCAAACGCCUCGGCCAGGGUGCGUGUGGCCACAAUGGCCGAGGGUACUUCAACCACUGUCAGGCCAUGGCCGCUAGCUGCCGCUCAAAAACGAAGGUCUUCUCUCACUUUGGAGACCAGUGCAGUGCUGACAAUGUGUUCAGCACCUCUCUAAAGACAGAUAAACAGGUGGUUGAGGUGUUUCUGCCUAACAUCUCCAAGAGUGCGCUGGUGUGUGCCAAGGACUGGGACAUGGCUGCAGCCAACGUUGUGUGUCGUGAUACAAGGUCUGAGAAAGCGAGAAGUGCUGCCAGUGUGGUGUUUUCAGAGGUUGAGGGGGCUGGACUACCGAACGUGUGUGUGAGGAUGCAGUGCACAGGGCACGAAUACUCACUGGCCGAGUGUAACAUCUAUGGUGAUAUGAAACCACUCACUCCCAAUGAUCAUGUCGCAUCAGUCCAGUGUGGAACAGAUGAUGCAGACGUUAGUGACUGUGAGUUCACUUGUGCAAACGGACAGUGUGUGGAGCUCAAUGACACGUGCGAUGGCAUCAAUCACUGUGAGGAUGGCAGCGACGAGAUGUGUUGCAAAGCUUGUCGACGUAAUGCCUUCCACUGCAAGUCCAAUGUGUGUAUCCCUCCUCAUACUGUUGGAGACAGAAUCAGGGACUGUCUCGGGGGAGAUGAUGAGGUUCCAGAGUUAGUAGAACAGUUCCGCAAAAGAGACCAGUACACAGAAGAAGCCAUCUCUGUUUCUGAAACAGAGGUAGCAGAAGGGUUCCUCAAAGGAGAGCAGUACACAGAACAAGCCAUCUCUGUGCCUAAAACAGAGGUAGAGAUUCAGCGGACCUCGCUGGAAGUGUUGGAGUGUGGCAUUCCAAACAUGGACUACACGCCACCGCCCAGUGACUUUGGAGGCACUAGGACGAAGAGAGUUGUGGGCGGGCAAGAAACCACGCCGACACAGAUCCAAUGGCAGGUGGCCAUUCAGGAGGACGGGAAGGUCAACUGUGGGGGGGCGUACCUGGGGGGCUGCUGGGUGCUGACUGCCGCCCACUGUGUCGGGUCCAAGCCCGAAGCGUAUCUUGUGAAGUUCUCCCUUUGGCAGAAGAUGUCCAGGAUUGACACCACUGACAUCGCCUAUGUGAAGAAGCUACACGUUCACUGGGACUACGAGGCCCAGAGCUACCGGAAUGACAUCGCUCUGGUCGAGCUGAAGCCACUAGGGGGCAGCACUCAGUGUGUGCGCUCCAACCCCGCCAUCCGCUCCGUCUGUGUGCCCUGGUCCGUCCAGCAGUUCCAGCCGAGGCACGACUGCACCAUCUCCGGAUGGGGGAGGGACAAAGAGGGCAAGUCCCAGAAUAAGCUGCAGUGGGCGAGCGUAGAGCUGAUCGACAAUUGCGAGAACUACUACCCAAACCGCUUCAAAGCGGGAAUGAUGUGUGCAGGUGAUGUGGACGGCCAUGUGGACUCCUGCCAGGGUGACUCCGGGGGCCCGCUGGUGUGUAAGGACCCCAGCGGCGUGUCGUACGUGUGGGGGGUGGUGAGCUGGGGGCAGGAAUGCGGCAAGAAGGGCUUUCCUGGUGUUUAUACCCAGGUGGCGCACUACUACAACUGGAUCCACAUGACCACCGAUAAAUACAUCACCAAGUACAACCAAUAAACUAGGGUGGAGACGCAGACACACACACACACACACACACACACACACACACACACACACACACACACACACACACACAAACACACACAAACACACACAAACACAACCACACAACCACUGAACCAGGCCUGUCGUAACUGAAACCACACCACACCCAAUGGAGCUGAAGCCAGACACACACUGUCUUCUCUUCUGAAGAAUGAGCUAUUAUAUCCCUUUUGCCUCUUGAUUGACUUUUAAAUAUGAAUACCAUUUACACAUUAUAAACUCAACUAAAAUAACUAAACAAAAAUAAAUGCUUUAUUAUCAGAUUA